This is a messenger RNA of Penaeus chinensis, 5179 nucleotides long. Its product is annotated as FRAS1-related extracellular matrix protein 2-like. Gene Ontology annotation, biological process: cell communication. Lineage: Eukaryota; Metazoa; Arthropoda; Malacostraca; Decapoda; Penaeidae. Gene Ontology annotation, cellular component: membrane. The coding region runs from base 1 to 4422 and encodes 1473 amino acids. The transcript is spliced from 28 exons. The record is from RefSeq and is a predicted model, not a curated record.
AUGGAGCAGAAGGGGCGAGGGUGCCCAUAUGUCCACAGGUGGCGCCAGAUGUUCUACAAAGCGGACAUUGGCGGCUGGCUGGGAGACGUGGACGAGCGCAGUGUCUCCUACCGCCUGGAUUCUGGAGUCAACGAAACUUCAGAUUCCUUCCGUUUCUCCGUUGAAGACAAAGGAGGGAACCGCCUUAGAGCGCAGGAAUUCGAGCUGAACUGGUCCUGGAUUAGCCUGGAGAAGGAGCUGUACGAGGCCAACGAGACGGACAAGGUCGUGCUCGUUCACCUUCGGCGUCGUGGGUUCCUGGGCGAGACCUCCUUCGUCACCAUGGAACUGCAAAACGGCACAGCUCAGCCAGACGAGGACCUGCACCCAUCCUACGCCCACCAGGUCCAGUUCAACCCCGGCCAGCAGGAGGCUCUCUGGCGUCUCAGGCUCCAAGACGACGGACUCUACGAGGGCCCCGAGAGCCUUAGCUUGAGACUCGCGCUCCCGGUUAUGACUGCCGUCGAGGACCCGGCUGAGGCUCUGGUCGUUAUCAGCGACGAGGAAGAUGUGAGCCGUGUAUCAUUCGAAAUCUCUUCCUUGGCGGUGGAGGAGGACGUCGGGGAACUGAAGGUCGACCUCGUACGAAGCGGCGAUCUCUCGAAGGAACUGACUGUGGCUUGUGUGACAGUUUCUCCGUCAAGUGAAGACAGUGCCACAGGAACAGUGCCAACCUCAGUCCUCUCGUAUUCUGACUAUAUCACCCGGGCUGACGAUCCGACUUCCAUGGUCACGUUCGGUCGAGGCGAGAGUCACGCAGUCUGCUCCGUUAUCGUGAUUGAUGACUCGCUGCAAGAGACCGCGGAGUCAUUCUCUUUGGUCCUGCGGUCUCCUAUGGGCGGGAACCUCGGUGACGUCAUCAAUCUCACCGUCACUAUUAUGCCCGAUGCUAACGAUGUGCCGCUCAUAUUCUUCGGAGAAUCGACAUACAACGUCGACGAAUCAGCUGGGUCAUUAGAGGUCACUGUCUGGCGCACUGGCACUGACCUCUCUCGCGUGGCAUCGGUCCAAGUGGCAUCCAAGGCACUCCACCCAACGGAGGCACAAGCCGGGUACGACUACGUGGCUGUGGGUCGUCAGGUGGACUUCCUCCCCGGGGCGACGGUGCAGACGGUACGACUCGCUAUCCUGGACGACCUCGGGGCCCCGACGCUGGAAGGACCCGAGAGGCUGCAGCUCGUCCUUCGCGUCCCCGUCAACGCCUCCCUCGGGAAUCCUGCGGUCGCGAACGUCACCAUUAAUGAUUCACGGUCGGAUUUGCCCAAGUUCGAGUUCAGUGCCAGCCUUUACUCGGGCUACGAGAGUGACGGGGAAGUUACAGCCUGGAUAUCGCGCUCCGGAGACCUCGCUCACCACGCCUCCGUCAGAUGCUUCACAAGACAGGAGACGGCAGAAGUUGGCCUGGAUUUCGACGAGAGACCAAAUACCAACGCCUCUUUUGUUCAUUUUCAACCCGGCGAAGUGGAACGUCCUUGCAAAGUCAUCUUAGUGAACGACCACAUGCACGAGGACGACGAGACUCUCAUGUUACGCCUGGGGGCUCCUGCGUCGCCUUCUGCCGGAGGGGCUCUGCUGGGGGCGCGAAACAGCUCCUCUGUCACCAUCAAGGACAAGGCCGACCGCUCGACCAUCUACCUGGAGGAGACGCGAGUGAGUGUCGAGGAGCCCCCAGAAGCAGGUGAACAAAGGACAGUGCGCUUGGGCGUGGCGAGGGGCGGCGACACCUCCUCCACCGUCGCUGUCAGAGUGCACACUAAGGACGGGUCAGCGGUUUCAGGAGCGGACUACUUUGGCUUCAGUAAAGAGCUGGUGUUCGCCCCCAACGUGUCCCGUCAGGAGGUGGAGCUGGUGGUCCUCGGCGACAGGGUCAAGGAGCACCGAGAGGCCUUCACGGUCCACCUCAAGUCCGACCUCGGCUCCGCGUCCAAGGUGGAGGUCGUUACUUCAAAGGCCAUUAUUUAUAUCGAAGAAAUGAACGUCGUAGCAGAUGUGACUUUCCCAGCGCCUCCUGUGGUCGUUUCUCUGCGCGACUACGAUAUACCAUUCGCUGCCCCACUACCUGUGCCCGGAUACCCAGUUAUCUGCGUUACGGCGUGUGACAGCAAGCACCCAGACUUCAAGGAGACGGGGCCCUUGUGCGCUCGUCAGGGAAUCAACCAGACUCUAUCCUCCUUCAGGUGGCGAGUGGCCGCUCCUUCAGGGUACGAUGGCGUUAGCAAGGAUCUGAAAGACGUCUCUUCUGAUACGUUUUUCACUAGCACUCGAAGCAAAACGUUAGACAGCGUGUAUUUCUCCACUGGAAGCCGCAUGCAGUGCGUAGCCCGCGCGUACUCCGUGGACGGCGACGCAGGCUUGGAACUGGCCUCGGCGCCCAUCAGCAUAGCGCGGGAGGGGGGGCUGUGUCCUCCGAAGUACGAGAGGACGUUCGGCGCCGAUCCCUUCACGGCAAAGCUGCACUACACAGGACCUGACGACGAGGACCUCCCCAAUCUGGUCCGCGUCGAGGUGGUGAUUCCGCACAGGGACGGCAUGAUCCCCGUCCUCUCGACCCGCGCCCUCACCAACUUCGAACUCACGCUCUCCAGGGACGGCAUCAGGAUAGGGAAUCACCGCUGCUCCAAUCUGCUGGAUUUCCACGAGGUGCGGACAGAGCAUGGGUUUUUGACCAACGAGACUCGAAGUCCCCGACCGGUGGAUGAAGUUGAACCUUACCAGUAUUCCUCUGAUCUCCGAAGUCCUUCAACGUUGAGAUUCUACCGCGCCUUGGACCUGGAAUCCUGCCUGUGGCGUUGGGUCGGUCACUUCACCAUGUCCGAAUUAGUGACGCAGUGUGGGGGCGUCACCACCACCGACGGGCAGGUUUUAGACGUCGUGCAGAGUUACGUCAGCAUCGCCGUCCCUCUCUACGUCUCCUACAUCUUCCAUUCUCCCGUGGCGACCGGAGGCUGGCAGCACACCGAUCUCACGACGCAUCUCAGGCUGAGCUUCGUCUACGACACCUCUAUCCUCUGGCACCAGGGAAUAGGAGCUCCCGCCACCAGUGAGCUCGACGGACACCUGUAUCCUACGGCCAUGAGGAUACGGGAGGACGGGCGUCUUGUGGUGUCCUUCCGCACCGAAGCGAGAUUCCGCGGAAUUUUCGUGAAGACGCACCAAGCCGUGACCCAGCAGAGUUCCGUGACCUCCGAGGAACACCCUGACCUGACCUUCACCCUCGACCUGUUGAGGUCACAGCCGACCUACGCACAGCCGGAGCAGCAGUGGCAGUUUGUGUCCGAUUUCGCGGUACGCGACUACAGUGGUCGAUACAAGGUCCUCCUCCUUCCCUGCACAGUGACGGAGGACGUGGCUUACUCACUGCCUCUUCUGUGUAACCCGCGGGAGGCCGUUGAGUUCGAUCUGCAGGUACGUUUCCAACAAGUAUCCGACCCAGUACCUGAGGAAUUCACACUUAGCACUAUCUUCCACCUGAUGCGCAGGAGGGAGCUCUGGCUGUCGGACCUCACGACUGACUUCGAUACUGAAUCUGACGUCUCUUUUUAUCCUGGCGAGCGCAUCUACGGGCGUGUGAUGAUCAACCCUGUGCAAGCGCUGGGCGUCGGCUUCCACGUGACUCUGGAGAAGUGUUUCAUCUGCACGGGCGUGGACGGGUACGUGCCCAAGUACAACCCGGCCACCGAUGAGUACGGCUGCGUGGCGGACUCACCCAACCUCCUCCACAACUUCAAGAUCAUUGACAAAGGAGCACCGGACUCCGUGAAAUUCGAGUACCAAGGGAAGGCCUUUAAGGCUCUCCUCGCUGUUGAAGACGAUGAGCCUGACGUCAUCGCCCUUCUGAACCAACCCGGUGCUGAUGGCUUUUCUCUGGAUUCAACACCACUGUUCGAGGUUGCGUACGGGCGCCAGUGGUUCGUCCACUGCAUCUACACGGUGCGUUCGGAGGAGAGCGCCGCCCGUGGGAUAGGCAAAAGGGACGUGGCGAGCCAGGGGCGCCUCCACCACGCCGUCGCCGCCUUCGCCUCUCCACAAGGGCCUUUGAGAAGAACCAGGAGAGCCAGCCCGGAGCCACGAACGGGAGACAAUGGACGCGGGACCAACAUGCACAGGCUUUCGUUGCGGAGCAGGCCAGAGGGGAGCCUUGAUCCCGGAGUCACAGACGAGGACUCCCACUUUCCUCUCGUCCCCUUACUGGUGGCACUGGCGUGUGUGGUGGCAGCGGGAAGCGUAGCGGCGGCGGUGGUGUUGGCAAGAAGACGCCAAGGGAAAGUUUUACCACCGGGGUACAUGACUGUGGCUGGCAACGGCACUUCGGCCACCUACAGGAAUCGUAACAUCGUGGAUCCCCGUUAUUACCACACUCACGAGGACAACACCGAAGUGUAGUGACGUUGAGUUGUGUGUGCGUGUCUAUCUUUAGUGGUGUCUAGUGUGUGUGUGUGUGUGUGUGUGUGUGUGUGUGUGUGUGUGUGUGUGUGUGUGUGUGUGUGUGUGUGUGUGUGUGUGUGUGUGUGUGUGAGAUAUAAGAUUAUCAUUAUUAAUUGAAAUAACAAAUUAUGUCUCUUUGCAAUGAUAUGGCGGAGAAAGGAAGAUAAAUAGAGAGAUAUUCAUAAAUAACAACAGUUCAUGGUUCCUAAGUGCAACACGCAAACGGAGGAAAGUGACUUUCAUUAUUCUCAAUAACCUACAACAAAGAAACUGAAAAAUAGAAUAAUAGAGAGAAAGAAAGAGAGAAAAAAAAGGAAAACAGAAGCAAUAAAAGAAAGGAAUGAUUGUGAUCUGGACAGACGAAAAUGGAUAAUGAUAUAAAAGAUAAACAUACUAAAAACAAACAAAUAAACAAACAAACAAAAAACGAUAUAGACAAAAUGGACUGAUAAGCAAAAUAGAAUAAGAAAAGAUAAUUAUUUUUUUCUUUACUUAUUCGAGCAAAGUUCGUGUGAUGUGAAAAUCGGUUCCUCCUCAUGACCUCAACAAUGCUAAUCUGUCACUGCCACGUUUGCUCAUUAUAAGACUCUUUUUUUCCACUGUAUAGGAUCUCUCAGUUGGGCUUUAUAUGUACUUAAACCUGUUGGUGGAUUGUACUUAAUGUAGGUCUAUUACAUGUAACAAUUACACGCGAAAUCUUAUUAUUAUAGUUGUA